CGCAUAGAUUCAUCUCCUCCACACCAACCUUACUCUUCAAUUCAUCCAUUUCCCACCAUACAACAACCACAAUACAUCCCUUUUCACUACUUCAAAACAACGCACACCGCUACCAUGGCCGACAGCAAUAAGAAAGAGCCCACUGCCGCCGAAGCCAUGCUGUUCUUCAGCAUUGUCAAGCACACUCGAAACAAGGCUGACGUUGACUGGAACGCUGUCGCCACCGAGGCUGGAUUCAAAAAUGCCGAUGUCGCCAAGGUCCGCUUCGGCCAGGUCAAACGCAAGCUCGGCAUCUCUACCGAGACUACUGCUCCCAGCCGCGGUCCAGUGACUCCCAAGAAGACCGCUGGCGCUCGAGUCGCCAAGACUGCCCGUAGCGCCAAGAGCAAAGGGAAGGUCAAGAAAGAAGCUGACACGGUUCUCCUUCACGAUGAAGAUGAGGACGAGCUGAUGAAGGCCGGAAUCAAAACCGAGGAUCGCGAGAUGGAGAAGACUCCAGAGAAGGAGGAUUUCGGAGACGAUGACAUCGAUCCUGCCAACUUCCCUUUCUUUCAGCAGUAGACCCACAUUUGAGUGAUUAUUCCAGACUUUUCAGAUCGAGACUACGAUCUGUUAUGGUUGUUCAAAGUCUGAGUUGGGUUGAUCAGAGUGGAUAUACGAUCUGAGGACCUGAGCUACAGCAACACGAUACCACAGAGCCAAGUAUGAAGGCAACAGAAUUAAGUCAAAAGUUCUAG
Molecule: messenger RNA, 737 nt
Organism: Fusarium redolens
Lineage: Eukaryota; Fungi; Ascomycota; Sordariomycetes; Hypocreales; Nectriaceae
Exons: 3
Coding region: 115-561 (148 amino acids)
Source: RefSeq, a predicted model, not a curated record